CGGCAGCAGCAGCAGCGGCAGCGGCAGCCUCAGCACCUCCGCCAGCUCCGCCAGCAGCUCCAGCGGCAGCACCAUGGACCUCUCCUUCAUGGCCGCGCAGCUUCCUGUUAUGGGAGGAGCCUUUAUGGACUCACCCAACGAGGACUUUAGUACAGAGUACUCCCUGUUUAACUCAUCAGCCAACGUCCAUGCAGCUUCUUCCAUGCAGAAUCCACCAGAAGAGACAUCCCGUUCUUCAAAUGAUGCCAUUUUGUUAUGGAUUGCAAUAAUAGCAACAAUUGGAAAUAUUGUGGUUGUGGGAGUGGUGUAUGCCUUCACCUUCUAGGAUGACUGUCACUACAAACACUGGAAGAAAGGAAAUCUUCAACAGUAUUUGUCAUGUGUAUGUAUGUAUGUGUGUAUAUAUACAUGUAUAUCUAUAUAAAUACAUAUAACUAGAGACUUUGUUGAUGAUUAAGUGCUGCCACAGUCAUGGAAAUGAAAUGCAAGUUAAUCAUCUUAAGUCUUGAUGGCAGAAAGUUUGGAUGCAAAUUGCGUGGAGGUGAGAGCUUUAUUUGAGAACUGAGCCAAUACCAGUUUUGUAUAGAAAUGUAAUAAAAGAGAGAUCAACUUGGGUAUAGUAAAUACAGAGAGAUAUUUAUAUAGAAAGUGCUUAUUUUUUACUGUAGAUUUUUCUAGCAGCUCUUCUGCAGUUUUUCAGCU
Messenger RNA from Onychostruthus taczanowskii (white-rumped snowfinch), 702 nucleotides. It is a transcript of the gene CUNH14orf132, whose product is annotated as chromosome unknown C14orf132 homolog. The transcript is spliced from 2 exons. The record is from RefSeq and is a predicted model, not a curated record. Bases 74 to 325 code for a protein of 83 amino acids. NCBI's taxonomy places the organism in Eukaryota, Metazoa, Chordata, Aves, Passeriformes, Passeridae.